Molecule: messenger RNA, 1574 nt
Organism: Trichogramma pretiosum
Lineage: Eukaryota; Metazoa; Arthropoda; Insecta; Hymenoptera; Trichogrammatidae
Exons: 2
Coding region: 111-1112 (333 amino acids)
Source: RefSeq, a predicted model, not a curated record
GCUGCCUUCGUCGAUGUUUGCUGACCCUGUUUCCGCCUUCUCGUGCACCGUCUGCUCCGAAGUGUGAUCUUUACUGGUGCUCUUCAGUGAUUGUGUCUGCCACCGGUGUGAUGCCAAAGUGUAUUCGCUGCAGUCACGAUAUCACCGGCGACUACUUACGCUGCAACGCCUGCCAGUCUGUCUCCCAUACCGUCUGCCCAGGUCGUGUCCUUCGAAGCUCUAGAAUCAAGCCCUGCUGUACUCGUGCUUUCACCACUGACGACUCCACUCCUGUCCGAGUUGGCUUACCGACCAGGACCUCAAGUGUUAGCUCUCGUGCUGCUCGAUUCGACAGCACUCGUGGAGUACCUCCGGACCGUAGCUCGUCUCUCCCCGAUCUGUCCAAUUUUUUCGACGCAUCUAUGCCGCCUAAGGUAGCCUCUGGGUCGACUGCCCCCCCAUGGUUUUCGGAGUUCCGACUCUACCUUGGUGAUGAGCUAAAUGGCCUGAAGUCGCAGCUCAGCAGCAUCAGCGAGCGCUUGGACAGGCAAGAGGCCGCUAUCACCCAAAAUUCCGCCGACAUAGCCGCGAUUCGCGACGAAGUCGGCUCUCUGAGAAAGGAUCCCCGCCUGGUAGACUCCUGCGAGAUGCUUGUGACCGGCUUACCCGCCGACCUGAAUCUCUCGAACGAUCAGAUUCUGGUCAAGAUUUUUGAAGCCCUAGAUCUUGAUGGCUACUCACGCUUCGUUGCUCGCACGAGAGACUGGCAGCCCAAGCCCAAGAAUUGCACCCGUGAUGACAACGCGGAUGCCCCUCGCACUAAGGCCUUUGUCUUCAAAUGCUCAUCGCCUACUAUACGCGAUGAUGUCAUCUUCCACUCUGGCAGGCUCUCAGGCAAGGACCACCAAUCGCUGUUCGGCAUGGGUGGCUCAGGCAGGGUCAUGCUUCGACCACUGUGGCCUACCCCCGUUCACCGCCUUCUGUCUCAGGCCCGCGAGGCAGCGGUCAAGCUCAAUUACGCGCGACCGUUGGUGCGUGACUUGGUCGUCUGCAUGAGGGAGACGAGUGGCUCAACUCUUGUACCUGUCUACAGUGCUGAUGACUUGAAGGCCCUCAAGUCAAGGCCACAAUGACGGUCACUCAAACCCUCUACUCGCCUGCCCACCACCCACCCUCUGGUACGUGACAAUUUUCUUUCUGUCGCCCACGCAAAUGUCAAUCGCCUCGAAUAUCACUUCGCGCUGGUCGAGGAUCGCAUCACUAGCUUCAACUACGAUAUCUUCGCAAUUUCAGAGACUUUCCUCGUGCCUGAUGCCCCCGACUCAGUGUUUCAACUUGACGGCUACAACUUUUUCCACAACGACAGAUCUGAGAGGGGUGGUGGCGGUGUAGCGGCCUAUGUCCGCGACUGCUUUCGAGUCAAAACUCUGGCCGCCUCAAGUCCAAAGUACGACAAUACUCCGGAGUUUUUGAUUCUCGACCUAUCUUACAAAUCGACGAAUCUUUUGCUCGCUGCAGUCUAUAUGAGACCCCACUGUACUCAAGUCAACUCUUUCUUUGAUACCUUGGCAGUAUUCCUACCAAAGUAUACCAAU